Molecule: messenger RNA, 1799 nt
Organism: Chironomus riparius
Lineage: Eukaryota; Metazoa; Arthropoda; Insecta; Diptera; Chironomidae
Source: the annotation of a GenBank genome assembly
UAAAAGAGGUGCGACUAUAGUUGUUUUUUGUUUAUGAAUUAAACAGUGCUUUUUAAAAAUAAAUUUAAUUACAUUAACGAAAAGUUUUAAGAGUUAAAAUCUAUGUGAAACUAUUUUCAAUUGAUCAUUUUAUCAAACUGAUGUGUAAACGACUGAAUAGACUAUCAAUAAGACACAAAAAAAGCUAGGAAAAUGUUGCAAACAGAAUACAAACUUUUUCACGAAAGUUUUAUGAAAAAUAAUAAUGGAACAACAGCAUUCGAUAGCUUUUUACAUAUUCUGCCAUCAAGUUUUGCAAUAUUUCAUACAAUAACAUUAACAACAGCAUUAAGAUUGAAUAACAACAAUAUUCCAGUUAGAUUUCUAGUGGAAUUUUUAGUAAUUUGCGGUUCUCUAGUUCUAUGCACAACAGUCUUUAGUGAUGUUAUCGGUCAUAUAGUUUUGACAUUCGUUCUUAUUACAAUCACCUCAAUUAUCAAACAAUUGCAUGGAAAAUGUCACUUAACUCCAUUCGUUCAGAUUCCAGCGAUUUUGCCCGAUUUUAUCACAGUCGGACGCUCGAUAAUCAGCUUAAUCACUGCCGUGUGCAUAUUGGCUGUAGAUUUCCAAUGUUUUCCUAGAAAACUAGCAAAAACUGAAAAGUUUGGAUUUGGUCUUAUGGAUGUAGGCGUUGGAUUGUUUGUAUUUAGUAAUGGAAUUGUUGUUAAACCGUCAGCCGUUCCAUUCUCAAAGAAGAAAUUUCAGAAACUUGUUGUCUCAUGCCUUCCACUCUUCAUACUUGGCUUUUCGAGACUCGUUCUGACCAAGGAAAUCAACUAUCAAGAGCACGUAACUGAGUACGGAGCUCAUUGGAAUUUUUUCAUUACUUUGGCUGUUACAAAAAUGCUUGGUACGGUGCUUGAAGGUUUUAUGAAGACAGCCGAGCAUAUAAAAUAUUCUGCAUUAAUGCUGAUGAUGUUUCACGAGACGUGCUUACAAUUAGGAUUAUCAAAUUUCAUAAUGGAUGAUAAUGGCAGUAGAAGUAACUUAAUUACAGCAAAUCGUGAAGGAAUAUUCUCCGUGACUGGAUAUGUCUCACUAUAUUUAUCAUCAAUCUUUAUCGGAACAGUUUUAAAGUCAGAUGGACAAGAGUUGCUGAAAGUACGAGAAGUAUUUUACAAAACAAUAAAAUUGGGUGUGAUAUCAGCGUUUUGUUGGAAAAUGAUUUUCGUCUGUAAUGGAAUGUUUGGGGUGUCACGACGAACAGCCAAUAUGGGAUAUAUAUUUUGGGUAUUAGCCAUUGGAACCACAAUGUUGACGCUAUUCAUGGGAAUAGAGAUGUUCAUAUAUUACACAAAUUUUAAUCGACCACAAUGGCAACAACAAGCAGAAUCAAAUACAAAAUCGCAACUUGACGAACCUGAUUUUCAUGUUCCUUAUGUUCCACUUAUCCUUCAAGCAAUCAAUUAUAAUGGUCUUGCAUUCUUUCUCAUGGCCAAUUUGUUUACGGGAAUUGUCAACAUAUGUUUUCAAACAAUGCUCCUGGGAACGUCAGCGAGUAUCCUCAUAAUUACAUAUUAUACGUUUCUAUUAAAUGUCAUUAUGGUCUUUUUAUACGUUAACAAAUUUAAGCUCAAAAUAUGGUAAAUUCAAUGCAAAUGAUUUAAUCAUUAAAAUUAUUAAUUACAAUUAAUUUCGAAGAGAGAUGAGCUCGCACACAAAUCUACACAAUUAAACAAAAAUUAAGUCAUUAUAACGGAACAUUUCAUAUACUCGAGGAAGCGAUGAAGUAGAGGAAAUUAUGGACAAAUAAAGAGUAA